Cucurbita maxima (winter squash) is the source of this 2496-nucleotide messenger RNA. Its product is annotated as cactin. The record is from RefSeq and is a predicted model, not a curated record. The transcript has 13 exons. Gene Ontology annotation, molecular function: protein binding. Gene Ontology annotation, cellular component: cytoplasm; spliceosomal complex. Bases 188 to 2239 code for a protein of 683 amino acids. Gene Ontology annotation, biological process: mRNA cis splicing, via spliceosome. Lineage: Eukaryota; Viridiplantae; Streptophyta; Magnoliopsida; Cucurbitales; Cucurbitaceae.
UCGGGUCGUCUUAGAAAAAAUCGGGUUGGCAGAUUUUAAUGGUACCCUAACUGGCAACCCCAAAUCUCCGAUCAAAUUCUCUCUUGGUCGGACCCUCUUAUUCGCUUCUCCGGGGACCUUGAUCAACCAUAGCAGCUUCCUCUGUCACUGACCGGCGUUGUGACGCAUUUGAAUUUCUCUUCCAAGUAUGGGUACUCAUGGCCGAAGCAGUGAGAGAAAGAGAGAGAAGACGUCAUCUUCGAGGAGACGUAGCAGAAGAAGGUCUGACGACUCUGAAUCCGAUUCCGACGACUCAGAUAGCCGGGAUUCAUCUCCAGUGGCGAGCUCCCGGAAGCGCAUGGAAAGAUGUGGUGGUAGCAGGAGCAGUCACCGGAGUAGACGAAGGAGCUCCUCUCGUGGGCGGGAUUCUGGAGACGAUAGUUCGAAUGAUAGUUAUGGCAGCGAUGAUGGUGGUCGCAAGAAGAGUAAGUCUUCCAGGAAAGUUACUGAAGAGGAAAUUAGCGAAUACUUGGCCAAGAAAGCGCAGAAAAAGGCCUUGCGAGUUGCCAAGAAAUUGAAGUCCCAGACGGUUUCUGGUUAUUCCAACGAUUCGAAUCCAUUUGGCGAUUCCAAUCUCAAUGAAAAAUUUGUAUGGCGAAAGAAAAUUGAGCGUGAUGUUACACAAGGUGUGUCGCUUGAUGCCUUUUCAAUGAAGUCCGAGAAAAAAAGACAGAGAGAAAGAAUGGCAGAGAUUGAAAAGGUGAAGAAAAGGAGGGAGGAAAGGGCUCUUGAAAAAGCACAACAUGAGGAAGAAAUGGCAUUGCUAGCUAGAGAACGUGCUCGUGCUGAAUUUCAGGAUUGGGAGAAAAAGGAAGAAGAGUUCCAUUUUGAUCAAAGCAAAAUCAGAUCAGAGAUAAGAGUUCGUGAUGGGCGUUCGAAGCCUAUUGAUAUUCUAUCCAAGCAACUGAAUGGAUCGGAUGAUUUUGAUAUAGUAAUCAAUGAGCCAUACACUGUAUUCAAGGGUUUGACUGUGAAAGAAAUGGAAGAUCUUCGUGAUGACAUCAAAAUGCAUCUUGAUCUGGACAGGGCGACGCCUACACAUAUCGAGUAUUGGGAGGCACUUCUCGUAGUUUGUGAUUGGGAACUAGCUGAAGCUCGAAAAAAGGAUGCUCUGGAUAGAGCCAGAGUUCGUGGUGAGGAGCCUCCUGCUGAGUUGCUUGCAGAAGAAAGGGGUCUGCAUUCUAGCAUUGAAACAGAUGUCAGAAAUCUUCUGGAAGGAAAGACUUAUGGUGAAUUGGAGGCGUUACAAUCUCAGAUUGAGUCACAGAUGCGAUCUGGAACUGCAAAGGUGGUCGAGUACUGGGAGGCUGUCAUAAAGCGCCUUCAUAUAUACAAGGCCAAGGCUUGCUUGAAGGAGAUUCAUACGAAAAAACUGCAUGAGCAUCUUGUACGCCUUGAGCAACCUUUCGAGGAUGAUGAAGAAAAGGUGGACCAGGAAAUCGAGAUGGAAACUGAACGCUCUUUACAAGUGAAAGCUGAAGAGGAAGAGCUUGAUAUUAAAGCAGCUGAAACAUAUUCGCCUGAUCUCCUUGAGGAAGAAGAGAAUGAAGAAGCUGGAUCAUUUUCACCGGAACUUAUUCAUGGUGAUGAAGAUGAACAGGCGAUUGAUCCUGAGGAGGAUAGGGCCAUACUGCAGGAACGUAAACGAAUUGCUGUCUUGGAAGAACAGCAGAGACGGAUUCAAGAAGCAAUGGCCACAAAACCUGCUCCACCAGAGGAUAAUUUUGAGCUUAAAGCCUCAAAAGCAAUGGGAGUCAUGGAGGAAGGCGAUGCAGUUUUUGGAUCUGGUGCUGAAGUGAACCUGGAUUCACAGGUAUAUUGGUGGCAUGACAAAUAUCGGCCAAGAAAACCGAAAUAUUUCAAUCGGGUUCACACAGGAUACGAGUGGAACAAAUACAACCAGACUCACUAUGAUCAUGACAAUCCACCUCCAAAGAUUGUCCAAGGAUAUAAGUUUAACAUCUUCUAUCCAGACCUUGUUGACAAGACAAAAGCUCCAACUUACACCAUUGAAAAGGAUGGAAACAGCAGCGAGACAUGUAUCAUAAGGUUCCACGCGGGGCCGCCGUAUGAGGAUAUUGCAUUUCGAAUCGUAAACAAAGAAUGGGAGUACUCUCAUAAGAAGGGGUUUAAGUGCACAUUUGAGCGUGGUAUUUUGCACGUAUACUUCAACUUUAAGCGAUAUCGUUAUCGCAGGUAACACAAUGCUAGUCAUAGCAUGUGUUCUUUGUGUUGGCGCAUGUUGCUCGGUUACUAUCUCCUUCGAGGUCUUGGUUGUAACUUUACCAACUAGAUUGAAAUCAUCCAUCGCAAAGUCUUCCUUGUAAGUUAAAUGAUAUGACCAAUAAUAGAUAUUCCAACUUCCCUUCCUUGAGUCAUUCAUUUAUCACUUCCAAAUGCCAAUAUGGCAAUACACAAAUAGUUAGAUCCUGAAAAUUUUGAAACUAUUGCUUCCAG